AGAUCGCGGAUCAACACUCAAUCGCCAAGCUAUCGACAAACAAUAUUACAUCGUCGUAUAUAUUAUUAUAAUAAUAUUAUAUAGUAAACGUUACUUCCGUUUAGAAAAUAUUAUUAUUUCCUGUAUUCGGUCAAAGAUAACUGUGUCGCGGCAUACACACCGUCGGGGCGGUACGACUGUACAGUAGGUAGACGACGACUGGACCGAGAGUGUGGAGUGAUCGGACCGCGGCACACGAUGGCCGUGAUGAUCGCUUUCGACGCGAUGUGCUCGGCGUUGCGGGACAGGACCCGGCCGUGGGCGGCGCCGUUCGUCUGGCUGGAGGGCAAGACCGGCAUCGAUCACGUGAAACUGUCGGCCGGCUGUCUGCUGGCCGCCGCCAUGGUCGUCUUCGCGUCCGGGUACACGACCAUGCUGGUCAGCAACCUCUUGGGAUUCGCGUACCCGACGUACGCCACCGUCGAGUGGAUGGUGAAGGACGACGAGCGCCGCGAAACGCUGUCGUCGUCGCCGCCCACGGUGCCGCCGCCGGUGCCCGCCGGCCGGUCCGGCCGCAACGCGCCCGUGCCGCCGGCCACGCGGUGGCUGACGUACUGGACGACGUUCGCGGCCGUGCUCGUGGUCCAGCAGUUCUGCGGCGAGGUGCUGCGGUUCAUACCGUUCUACUUCCUCACCAAGAUCGUGUUUUUCGCGUGGUGCGCGUUGCCGAUGGAAGCCAACGGCUCCGCGUUCGUGUACAGACUCGUCGUGCGCGACCACCUGAAGCCGUUUUUCCUGACCCGCCCGGCGGACGAGGCCUGAACCGUUUUUUAAUCGCAUUAUAUCAUAAUAUUACAUAAUCCUAAAUUUAUACGAAUCACGAUUUCUAUAUAAGCUACUUAUCAGCUACUUGUCAUUGCAGCACACGCGAGACGUACCCGCCUAACGAGUGUUUUGUGUGUAUGUAGUACAUUUAUAUACGAAUGUUAUAACGUUUUUCUUUUUUGUCAUAAAAACUGAAAAUCAAUGUUAUUGUUAAACGUAUAGGUAUAUAGCCUUAUAGGUACGUAGGAGAUAUAAUAUGGGCAGGACGUGAAAAACCCACGAUUGAAAUUUUAACGAUUUGUAUUAUAUAUACCUAUAUAAUAUUAUAUGUAUUAUUAUUUUUUUUAUAUCGGGCAGAAAAAUAUUUGAUAAAAGAAUAAAGUUUUAAAAUAAAUAAUUAUUUUUACAAAAA
Aphis gossypii (cotton aphid) is the source of this 1216-nucleotide messenger RNA. RefSeq names its product receptor expression-enhancing protein 5-like. Bases 238 to 801 code for a protein of 187 amino acids. The record is from RefSeq and is a predicted model, not a curated record. The transcript has 2 exons. Lineage: Eukaryota; Metazoa; Arthropoda; Insecta; Hemiptera; Aphididae.